Messenger RNA from Chara braunii, 916 nucleotides. Lineage: Eukaryota; Viridiplantae; Streptophyta; Charophyceae; Charales; Characeae. The record is from the annotation of a GenBank genome assembly.
GUGGUCAUUGAUGAUCGAUAGAAGGACACUGUUUGGUCAACGAAGAAGAUUCGAGACGACGCCGCGGAGGUCACAGAAUGUGUCAGUUAUCCUCAGUGGUGGGAGGAGAUGAGAGCGUUGUGCAAGUUGUUGGAUCCCAUCAUGGACAUACUGCAGAUGGUGGACAGCGACACGAGGCAGAUUGGCAAGAUUYUGCGUCGGUACGACGAGAUGAUCGUGUGUUGUUUGUCUGCAUGUGCCAUUUUGGAGAAGGACGAGCAGGAAGCGGUGCUUGAAGUGUUUGACAGACGCCGCACCAUGUUCAAGUCGCCUGCUCAUGUUGCUGCCAUGAUGUUGGACCCCGAGUUUCGAGAGCGCACAAUGCCAGAUGACGAGGAGAUGCAACACGGUUUGAAACUCGCUCUGGUUCAGUUUGGGUACCCGGAGCAUUCGGAUCAGCACAACGAGGUCCUGACUGCCAUUGACAAGUUUCAUUCUAGGGAGCCGUUGAGAGUUGAAGGAGAAGAGGAUGGAGACAACGAUUUCGACGACCAUCACCCGGACGUAGACGACGACGGUGGCGUCAGAGGCGAUGAUUGCGGUGAUGGAGGAGAUCGGUCACAACCCCGCUCAACCCAGAGAGACACUGACAGAGAGCCUGAUGAGGGAGCGGGACAUUGUCACGAUGAUGGUGACGCUGAUGCACGGAGUGGUGCAAGGGCCUCAGACAUGCAAAUGGUAACACCAUGCGUGGCGCUGCGGCAGGAAGCGAGCACCACACAGCACCGGAUGACGCUUGAGAUGGAGCGGACGAUGAUGGUUCACGACUUGUCCAGGGCGGUGACUUGAGGCGCUUGAAAUGUGGACUAAGGGAACGAGACACUAUCGCUUCACGUGUGCGCAAACGUCAUGGUGGGGUUGCUAGCAUUCCACGAGC